AUGCGUAUUCGCCUACAGCCUCGCAGGAGACCACAAGGUAAGCGACCCCCAGGUAAGCUGAAUGUUGCUUUGUUGUCUUUGCCUGCUCACCGUCUCCAUUUCAGCAAUGAGCUAGCUCAACGGCUAGACAAACUUCCUAUCGCUGCCGCCGACGCCGACGCCGCCGCCGCCGCCGCCGCUGCCGAGAACACCUCCGUGGAGAACCGCUGGUGUCAGCUGCGAGACACGGUCCAGUCGACGGCUUUCGCCGUCCUCGGUCGCGCUCCCCGCCAACACCAGGACUGGUUCGACGACAACGACGCCGCCAUCAGAAAUCUGCUUGCCGAGAAGAACCGCCUACACAAAGCCUACGUAGAUCACCCUACUGAGGACAACAAAGCUGCCUUCUACCGCAGUCGCCGACAGCUUCAGCAACGACUGCGCGAGAUGCAGGACGCCUGGACUGCUCGCAAAGCUGAGGAGAUCCAAGGCUACGCGGACCGCAACGAAUGGAAGAACUUCUUCUCCGCGAUCAAAGCUGUCUACGGUCCGCCGACGAAGGGCACCGCUCCUCUCCUCAGCGCCGACGGCAGCACUCUCCUGACUGAGAAGACGCAAAUACUACAGCGAUGGGCCGAGCACUUCCGAGGCGUCCUCAACCGCCCUUCCGUCAUCUCCGACGCCGCCAUCGCCCGCUUGCCGCAAGUGGCGACCAACGUGGACCUCGACCUCCCGCCAUCUCUCCAGGAAACGAUCAGGGCCGCGCAGCAGCUCUCCAGCGGGAAAGCACCCGGAUCGGACGCCAUCCCUGCUGAGGUCUACAAGCACGGAGGUCCCCUACUGAUGGAUCACCUGACUGCGCUCUUCCAGGAGAUGUGGCGUCAAGGUGAAGUCCCGCAAGAUUUCAAGGACGCAAAUAUCGUGCACCUUUACAAGCGCAAAGGGAAUCGCCCAGUCUGCGACAACCACCGCGGCAUCUCCCUACUGAACAUCGCCGGGACGAUCUUCGCUCGCAUCCUGCUCAACCGCCUCAAUAACCAUCUGGAACAGGGCCUUCUGCCGGAAAGCCAAUGCGGCUUCCGUCGUCAUCGUGGGACCACGGAUAUGAUCUUCGCAGCCCGCCAACUCCAGGAGAAGUGCCAGGAGAUGCGAACCCACCUGUACUCUACAUUCGUGGACCUGACGAAAGCCUUCGACACGGUGAAUCGUGAAGGACUGUGGAAGAUCAUGCAGAAAUUCGGCUGUCCGGAGCGAUUCACUCAGAUGGUGCGUCAGCUGCACGACGGUAUGAUGGCGCGAGUCACGGACAACGGAGCUGUCUCAGAGGCAUUCGCAGUGACCAACGGAGUGAAGCAGGGCUGUGUGCUGUCGCCUACCCUCUUCAGUCUUAUGUUCUCUGCCAUGCUGAUGGACGCCUACCGCGACGAACGCCCUGGAAUCCGCAUCGCCUACAGGACGGACGGUCGUCUCCUGAAUCAACGGCGCAUGAACUUCCAAUCGCGCGUAUCCACAACUACCGUGCACGAACUCCUCUUCGCCGACGACUGCGCCCUGAACACCACCUCCGAAGCGGAGAUGCAACGGAGCAUGGACCUAUUCUCCGCCGCCUGCGAGAACUUUGGGCUGGUUAUCAACACGCAGAAGACGGUGGUGAUGCACCAACCGCCGCCCAACUCAGCCACAGCCCCCAACGCGCCGCCGCAAAUCAGCGUGAACGGAAAUCAACUGCAAGUGGUAGAGAACUUCCCGUAUCUGNGCGCAAGUCUACCGGCACUAUAA
Molecule: messenger RNA, 1758 nt
Organism: Spirometra erinaceieuropaei
Lineage: Eukaryota; Metazoa; Platyhelminthes; Cestoda; Diphyllobothriidea; Diphyllobothriidae
Source: the annotation of a GenBank genome assembly